Molecule: messenger RNA, 1599 nt
Organism: Chlamydomonas reinhardtii
Lineage: Eukaryota; Viridiplantae; Chlorophyta; Chlorophyceae; Chlamydomonadales; Chlamydomonadaceae
Exons: 6
Coding region: 39-914 (291 amino acids)
Biological process (GO): photosystem II assembly; photosystem II stabilization
Cellular component (GO): photosystem II oxygen evolving complex
Molecular function (GO): oxygen evolving activity
Source: RefSeq, a predicted model, not a curated record
AGUCGACCAUUUCUCCUUUGCACACCACAGCAGCAAAGAUGGCCCUCCGCGCUGCCCAGUCCGCUAAGGCCGGUGUCCGUGCCGCCCGGCCCAACCGUGCCACCGCCGUGGUGUGCAAGGCGCAGAAGGUCGGCCAGGCCGCCGCUGCCGCUGCUCUGGCCACCGCCAUGGUUGCCGGGUCGGCCAACGCCCUGACCUUCGACGAGAUUCAGGGCCUGACCUACCUGCAGGUCAAGGGCUCCGGCAUUGCCAACACCUGCCCCGUGCUGGAGAGCGGCACCACCAACCUGAAGGAGCUGAAGGCCGGCUCCUACAAGCUGGAGAACUUCUGCAUUGAGCCCACCUCUUUCACCGUGAAGGAGGAGAGCCAGUUCAAGGGUGGCGAGACUGAGUUUGUCAAGACCAAGCUCAUGACCCGCCUGACCUACACCCUGGACGCCAUGUCCGGCUCGUUCAAGGUCGGCUCUGACGGCUCCGCUGAGCUGAAGGAGGAUGACGGCAUUGACUACGCCGCCACCACCGUCCAGCUGCCCGGUGGCGAGCGCGUGGCUUUCCUGUUCACCAUCAAGCAGUUCGAUGGCAAGGGCACCCUGGACAACAUCAAGGGUGACUUCCUGGUGCCCUCGUACCGCGGCUCGUCCUUCCUGGACCCCAAGGGCCGCGGUGGCUCGACCGGCUACGACAACGCCGUGGCUCUGCCCGCCCGCGCUGAUGCCGAGGAGCUGCUGAAGGAGAACGUGAAGAUCACCAAGGCCCUGAAGGGCUCUGCCGUGUUCUCCGUUGCCAAGGUGGACCCCGUGACCGGCGAGAUCGCUGGUGUGUUCGAGUCCAUCCAGCCCUCGGACACUGACCUGGGCGCCAAGCCCCCCAAGGACAUCAAGGUCACCGGCCUGUGGUACGCCCAGCUGAAGUAAGCGCUUUCGCCCCCCGAAGAUAAACACUUCUGGAGGAGGAGGACGCUACUGCUUAGCAUGGUCGACCGCUGCGAGGAGGAGACGUGAGCCAGGAUGCUGGAGGAGCUCUAGCGGGUGUACAUCGUAGGUGCUGCUUCCGGGAUUGGAAGGGUAGGCAAAGCAGUGCUGCGGGCGGGCAGACGGCGUGUCAAAACGCUCGCCUGUGUGCGGUGCAGUGCUGGAGCGUUUUUGUUGAGGACGCUCAAACUCGGGUGGAUUCAGAGGUCGGGGCGCGGAGGUUGCGUGGUUGAUCGAGCGGGGGCCAAACGUUGCCGCUGCCGCACGCCUGCCGUAUGCGCGCCCGGCAACAGCCGUGGUGCUGUCGGAGCGCGAGUGCCGGUUUUGGAGGUCUAGGAGUGCUAGGUUGGUGCGAGCGCCGUGUCAUCCGGCUUUUCGAGAAGAAAGAUACAGUGUGCCCAAAAGUGUGUGAUUAUUGUGUUUCAUAGUGGCUCUCGAAACAAGGCCGCUUUCCCAGUGUAGCCUGACACUUCGGAGCCCUAUUUCCCCGACUCGCUUCUCGUCGUGCAUGCGCUUUGCUGGCAGUAGUGGCAGCACCGCUGCUCUCAGUCAAUAACAGGCUGGCAAAGGCCCUGUGCACAGAUUAGUCAUGAGGCGUGUUUGCGGCGGCGUGUAACACCCAAGAUGA